Messenger RNA from Chlorocebus sabaeus (green monkey), 4599 nucleotides. RefSeq names its product TIA1 cytotoxic granule associated RNA binding protein (gene TIA1). NCBI's taxonomy places the organism in Eukaryota, Metazoa, Chordata, Mammalia, Primates, Cercopithecidae. Gene Ontology annotation, cellular component: precatalytic spliceosome; U2-type prespliceosome; U1 snRNP. Gene Ontology annotation, molecular function: mRNA binding; U1 snRNA binding. Gene Ontology annotation, biological process: mRNA splicing, via spliceosome. The record is from RefSeq and is a predicted model, not a curated record.
GUUUGAUAUUUGGGGGGGUGGUGGGAGGAGAUAUUAUUUCUAUUUGUCUCUCUAGCAAUAUUUUUCUCCUUUCUCGGUGUUGACCAAGUAUAGCUUGUCUGCUACUUUGGUGCUAGUUCAAGCUUUCUGAUCCCUUUGGUAGCAGCUGAUGCCUUAGAACUACUUUCACCAACUAAGGGGCAAAAUAUACCCUCCUUUCUUGAGGUUGCCAUCUGGGCUUCAUACCCAGAUCUUCCAAAUGCUUGAGUUGCUCCUCAAAUUUUGUUUCCCAAAGAGCAUUCCAAAAUGUUGUUUAAGGCCUGUCAAAUAUGGGUAAUUUUUCUUUCCAAAUAUGCUUUGUCAAAUUGAUGUAUGUGUCCAUUUUAAAGUGUUGGUCCAACAAUUUUGCAUUUUUAAAGUGUUUCUUUUUUUGAUAGUUGUCUUUUUUAAAAACUUCAGAUAUGGGAUGGUUAUUUCUCUCCAAUGCUUUUUUAAUGGUUCUGAUAUAAAGUGAAGGGAUUACUGUUUUCAUUCUGUUGCCUUCAGUCUUAGUUCACUUGCACAUGGAUUCACAUAAACUGAAUGGUGUAAUGUCUGGGCAACCAAAACUGUUGGCUUUUGAGAAAACUGUCAAAUACUUUAACAUCAAACUGUUGCAAUGCAAGGUAUUUCUUUGAUUGUUCUUCACAAAAUAUGGUUAAACCAAGUAUAUAUCAUGUAGCUAGCUUCAGUAAAUUGUGUUAACUGAGGCAAAUCUAGUCUACAUAAUUCACAGUACCACUAUUUUGUUUUAAUUUGUAAAGCCUUAAUAUAGUGGUAAACUGAAUAAAAGUAAAUAAUUAUUAUUAGAAUGGUAACUAAGUCAUUAAAUUUUUUUGCAGAACUGAAACUUGUAUAUUAUUAGUUUAUUUUCUUAGACCAGUAUAAUAAUUGACUGUAAAUAGAAAUAUAAAUGUCACUUUACAGUUAGAUGUAUCACAGUCGUUUCAGGAGAAUUUUUCCUAUAUUGUUACCUUGAUUCAUUGUUUAAAAUUGAUAGGAUUUGUAUAGAUAUAGGAUAGUGUUUUAUUUAUACUUUAUCAUAAGUCAUAAUCAUUUUAAGAAUACUUUAUUGGAUAGAUUUUAGUACUUUUUAAAUUCUAAAGUUCUAUUUUUCUUUUCACUUCCCCUUCCUUCCCCUUAUAAGAUCAUUUCCAUGUCUUUGUUGGUGAUCUCAGUCCAGAAAUUACAACUGAAGAUAUAAAAGCUGCUUUUGCACCAUUUGGAAGAAUAUCAGUGUCUCUGAAGAAUGGACAGAAUUGCCCUGGCUAACUACAAGCUACGGUUCACAGUGGAUAAAUAGAUGCCCGAGUGGUAAAAGACAUGGCAACAGGAAAGUCUAAGGGAUAUGGCUUUGUCUCCUUUUUCAACAAAUGGGAUGCUGAAAACGCCAUUCAACAGAUGGGUGGCCAGUGGCUUGGUGGAAGACAAAUCAGAACUAACUGGGCAACCCGAAAGCCUCCCGCUCCAAAGAGUACAUAUGAGUCAAAUACCAAACAGCUAUCAUAUGAUGAGGUUGUAAAUCAAUCUAGUCCAAGCAACUGUACUGUAUACUGUGGAGGUGUUACUUCUGGGCUAACAGAACAACUAAUGCGUCAGACUUUUUCACCAUUUGGACAAAUAAUGGAAAUUCGAGUCUUUCCAGAUAAAGGAUAUUCAUUUGUUCGGUUCAAUUCCCAUGAAAGUGCAGCACAUGCAAUUGUUUCUGUUAAUGGUACUACCAUUGAAGGUCAUGUUGUGAAAUGCUAUUGGGGCAAAGAAACUCUUGAUAUGAUAAAUCCCGUGCAACAGCAGAAUCAAAUUGGAUAUCCACAACCUUAUGGCCAGUGGGGUCAGUGGUAUGGAAAUGCACAACAAAUUGGCCAGUAUAUGCCUAAUGGUUGGCAAGUUCCUGCAUAUGGAAUGUAUGGCCAGGCAUGGAACCAGCAAGGAUUUAAUCAGACACAGUCUUCUGCACCAUGGAUGGGACCAAAUUAUGGAGUGCAACCGCCUCAAGGGCAAAAUGGCAGCAUGUUGCCCAGUCAGCCUUCUGGGUAUCGAGUGGCAGGGUAUGAAACCCAGUGAAAAAGGACUCCAGAAUCUAAAGCCAGUGGCUUGAGGCUACAGGGAGUGUAGUAAAGCCGUUGUUUACUUAAAGAUUUAUCAAAUCAGUCAGUGCAAAUGUCAGAUACAAUGUAUUUAUUUAAAAGAUUCAUUUUUAAUCAUGAAAUUACUUAUCAUCCACAUUGUUUUAAAAAGAAACAAGAUGCUGGAUGUCUGCCAAUUUUUGCCUUCAUUACCUUUUUUGAUAAAGUUUCUCAGAUCCUUGUUUCAAACACAAAUGCAGGGAUUGCUGCCACUUUUUAACUAUUAAGAGGCAGAAAAUUGCACAAUAUUGAACUUUUUUCCACUAAAGUAGUGUGCAGUUAUAGUUUGCAUUCCUGAUAUGAUUUAAAACAUGUAAUAUAAAGAUGUUAAAAAAAAAAAAACUGUGCAGAGUCCAGAAGUUCUCUGUCAUCUUCAGCUUGUGCACAAUUCUGUUUUAGGUUAAAAAAAAAAAAGGCAUUGUUUGAGCUGUCCCAUCUCCACUGUUAUCCCUUUGUGGUUUUUUAAUAUAAAUUAUUAGUUUAUGUCAUUUUUGUAUCUACAUCUUUUUUCACAAAUUUGUCUUGCCUUAUUAAACUUCUGUAAAAUAUACUUAAAUGGAAAAAAUGAUGUUCAUUUAAAUUGAAAACUUUUCUCAGAUGGAUUGAUAAUUGCAUUCAUCUUGUGUUUUAUAUGAGAAGGUGCCUCAAGAAUUCCCUGUUGGAUUUGUUUAAAAGAAUUUUUAUCUUCUGUGAUAAACUUUGCUGUGUACCAGGAACUAUAAAAACAAAAACUUGUUACUAAAGAAAAUAUCUGAAAUGUGAUAAGUUCUUAUGUCAUGUUAAUUUCAUGUGUCAACUUCAACAUUUACAUGUAUUAUUAUGUAAAAUGUUUUAGCAAUUUAAUAUUUUGCACAGUUAGCAAACUUUGUAUGUCAUUUCCUUCAAGGUAUCAUGCAGAGUUUACAUGAAAUUUAUAAGGUUUUAAGUUGUUUGCAUGUAAACAUCAAAUACAUACUUUGGUAGUCUUUGAAUACAAAGUCAUCUGCUCUUGUUUUUCAAGAAUUUUGAGACACAAAGUUGUAUGUAAAGGAAUAUAUUUGCUGUUUUAUAGGUAGAUUUGCUCAAAAAGAGUGAAUCAACUUAACAUGUACAAAUGAUAGCUGUGAAACUGUAGAAUAUCUAUGUGUCAGGCUUGGAGUUCAUUGUGACCUCCAAAUUUUGCCUGAAGGACCAGCUGGGCAAAGCAUUUUUUAAAUGUUCAGAGGCCAAAAGAUAAACAAAAAAAAAAAACUUAAAAUCCUACCUCUUUAAACAGCCUUCAAAUAAGAAUCCUCAGUGCAAUCAUUAUUUUGAUUCUUUUGGUACCUGUUUUCCUGGAGUUCCCAAUUUUAUUAUUUUGGAGUGGCUCCAAGCAUUAAGAGGUUUAAUCUUUGAUGGCAUUGUUCUAGUUUUGAAAUUUCUAUUGUAUUUCAGAGUCUCUUAGAAAACUUGUGUGGGAAGUUUCAUUUUGUUUUUGGUGAAGGUCACAAACCUCCUUCUUCCUUGACUCAGAGAGGAAAGGUCCCAGUAUAUAUAUUUGAAUGGUCAGUGGUUUUCAAGACCUUCAGAGAGCUCCCUGCAUUUUACCUAGAAACAGAAAAGGCCUGCAAAAUCUUAAGUUUCCUGGCCUGCAUUUUCCAGGUAGGGGCAAAUGACUCCAAGCUGGUCUCUAAGCCAAUACCCUUGUAAACCAGAGUCCAGGAAAGAUAGCUCAAGUGUGUAAUUCUCUGGAGCUCAAUUCUAUGCAGUUGUGCUAUUUCAUUAAGUCACUGUGUCACUGUGUAUUUUUAAGUGUUGAUACAUUAAAAGUCGCUUUAUGGAAGAUGAGUAAAUUUUUUAAAUACUUGGAAAUUUUAUUUCCUUAUUAACUUCUACAGAUCAGGGCAUGCAACCAAAAGCAGCUUAAAUGAAAUAUUUAAAAAAAUAAAAUAUCAGGAAGCUAUUUUUAGAUUUCUUCUGGCUUAUGUUUCUAUUUUAGGAUCCUCAUUUUUCUCUUAUUAAAAAAAAUUAUUUCCUGUACAUCUCAUGGACUGCAGGGUAAAUUAUUUGGGCAUAAAUAAUUUAAAUAGUUUUCUUUCAUUUUGACUAUCUCCAGUAACAACAGUUUUUAUUAGCCAGCAUAUUGGCUUAUUGCACAAAUCUUAAAAUGUACAUUGACUACUUUUUGAGAAGAAAGUGGUAUCAGUACUCGCGAUGAAAAGGUUACUACUGAACAAAUUCACAUUUCAGGAACACCUAUCUAUCUUUGGUUUAAAUCUUACUCUUAGUUUUUCAGUCUAAAAAUCAUACUGGUAUUAGUAUCAGGUAAGGAAAUUAAAAGUUUUUUAAAUGGUUUCAUUCUCUGCAAUAUGCAAAAUUUAGAUUUUACUUUCUGGUACUGUAAAGAACCUGAAGUGAUUCACACUUAAUGGGUCAUUAAUCCAGUAUUCUUUACCCUGAAUGUUUGGAUAUUAAAGUUCCUUUAUGUUUUCUAUAA